Molecule: messenger RNA, 714 nt
Organism: Pelobates cultripes (western spadefoot toad)
Lineage: Eukaryota; Metazoa; Chordata; Amphibia; Anura; Pelobatidae
Source: the annotation of a GenBank genome assembly
AUGAGGAACAAAGAAAUGAUCCCCUUCCCCAAACUACAGACCCAAUGGCAGUUACCAAACCGGGCCAUCUUUUCAUACUUACAACUGAAGAGCAUCCUCACAGCAUACACACCACGCAGCUCUACUACACCCGACCCUAAAUGGGUUGCCCCUUACCAACUCCUAGACAGGUGUUGGUCUACACCGACAAAACCAAAAACACUGGCACUAUGCUAUAAAGUAUGGCAAGAGAUCACCCCCACUGUACCCCAAUCAUACAAGGCCCAAUGGGAAGCAGACUGUAAUGAGACACUAACGGAUGAAAAUUGGUUACAUGCUUUGAACGGGCUCUCUAAGUGGACCCGUUGUUUCUCACACAUCGAAGCGCACAGAAAACUUAUGUACCAUUGGUACAUGACCCCCAGCGUCUACAGUGAAUAUUCCCUAACACCUCACCUACCUGUUGGAGAUGUGGUACUGCCCUGGGUACCCUAAAACAUAUUUGGUGGUCCUGUGAGGAUAUCCUACCCUUAGGACCCUAACUCGUACCAUAUUAGACAUGCUGGCCAUCCCAGACUUUCCCUUAACCCCCACUGUAUGCCUACUAUUACUACUACCUGCACAGCUAAGCUCAGGCGAAAAACAGAUUACAGUGUUAACACUAAUGGCGGCAAGAAACCUCCUGGCAGAAGGGUGGAAAUCCCACAAUUGCCCAUCCAUGACGCAACUACUUGA